AUGAUGCGCCCACGGCCUGCGUCUUCCUUGCAGAAGACGUACGACGAGUGCUAUCUCGCGUGCUCCACCGCCGUGUACUUUGAGGGCCAGAACAACGAAGAGGAAGCAUUGCGGUCCUGGCGAUCUGCCCUUGAGACCAUUUACCAUCACAAUGCCCGUCGUGUACCCCCAAAUUAUACCCCGAAAUCUGAAACCGAGAGGGCCUUGCAGGACUCCAUCCGGGCGCUAGAGGUUCAAUGCCGAGAACGGGUCGACCUACUAGGCGCUCUCCAAGCAAGCAGGAAGGAAUCCACCGAGGCGAACGGAAGCAAAGCAUAUGGUAGUAAAGAGAGCGCCACUCUUUUCAAGGGCAAGUCAAUCCCUAGCAUACCGCCGCCAUCGUCUUCCAACACUCCUGGCUGGAUCGGAGAUGGAACAAUCCCUGCCGUGGGAUACACCGACCUGUCCAAACCGGCCGCCAUACCCGGUCGACCUAUGCUGUCUACGAAACAAAGUUAUGAUUUACCGCCAAUUUACGACGAUGCUGGUCCAGCGACUCUUUCAGCGGCUGGUACGCCCGCACUGCGUGUGCACUCGAACUCUUCGGGCAAAACAAGAUCGCGUGGCUCCAGCCCCGAGCGCCGGAAACCCAUGUUGACAACUCUACGCAGCAGUGACGGCAAGAACAAUGGUAAGAAAGUCAAAGCUGCAUCAAAGAAGAAGGAUUCGAGACCUGCUGCCUCCACGGCUGCAGGCCUAGCAUGGGGUAGCAUCUAUCGCUCUGCAUCGGGUGACAAGCCUGUGCGCGUUGCAGCUCUGGCCUCAUCCCGACAAAGCGCCGCUCACGAUGUCAGUUUUCGCCGAGAGGCAGAACCAAGAUCUAGUACUGGAGACGAGCGCCCGCAGCCGAGAAUUCGUGUUUCCCGAGACCAUGUAUCCGGGGAGCGAAUUCCUGCCGCCCACUGGCGAGAGCCUCCUCGGUCGUCUCCAAAGAGAUCCUCGCCCAGACCGUCUAUUCAGUCGCCUAGUCCACUGCCGCCGCGGGGGCCUCCACCUCCACCUGAAAGCCCUAAAAUACAACAUGCUCCUAAUUCAAUGUCAAUGCCGAACCCGGCCGACUUUGCACCGCCACCUAGACCAUCCAUAAAACCUAAGCCUGUGGCCUUGCGAUCUUCCCAACCAACGAGCCACCCAAUGCAAGCCACAAAGUCCGAGAAUUCUUCGCGGAGUCUGACGCCUCGGCUUGACCAGGAAGUAGAUCCUUCCAACAACGUGCCACGGAUAACAUCUGCGCCUAGACCCCCAAGAAUUGACGAAACGGCCCGCGCCUCUCCAUCAUCCGCUAUCGGUGACGAUUUACAUCGCGGUGUCGACCGUCUGGCUAUAUCUCAAGGAAAUAGCGAAAGUGCAAUACGGCGAAAAGCUCCACCAGUCAACCGGCAAGAGACCCCAACACCAUUAUCAAGCGACCCAGACUCUUCAGAUCAGCGGACCGCAGCAAGCGACGCAGAGGACGAAGAUGAUGAAGAAGACAGUGAAAUCUCGAAAAUUAUGGAAAAAUUGCCCAGGGGUGUGGAUCCCCAAUCAGCAAAGCAAAUUCUGAACGACAUCGUAGUGCGCGGUGACGAAGUACAUUGGGAUGACAUAGCAGGCUUAGAAGGAGCUAAAAAGGCUCUCAAAGAAGCCGUCGUCUACCCAUUCCUCCGCCCAGAUCUCUUCUCUGGUCUCCGCGAACCGGCUCGCGGAAUGCUCCUCUUCGGCCCCCCAGGUACGGGCAAAACCAUGCUCGCACGAGCAGUAGCCACAGAAUCAAAAUCAACCUUCUUCUCUAUCUCUGCCUCAAGUUUAACAUCCAAAUGGCACGGCGAAAGCGAGAAGCUCGUACGCGCCCUCUUCGGGCUAGCCAAAGCUCUUGCUCCAUCCAUCAUCUUCGUCGACGAAAUUGAUUCCCUUCUCUCUGCCCGAUCGUCCGGUUCAGAGCACGAGGCCUCCCGUCGCUCCAAGACUGAAUUUCUGGUUCAAUGGUCUGAUCUGCAGCGCGCAGCUGCAGGCCGUGAACAAACAAACCGCGAGAAAAAGGAAGGCGAUGCUAGUCGUGUACUCGUCUUAGCGGCUACCAAUAUGCCAUGGGAUAUCGAUGAGGCUGCACGUCGUCGCUUCGUCCGCCGCCAGUAUAUUCCCUUGCCCGAACAUCAUGUCCGCGAGCAGCAAAUCCGCAAGCUUAUCAGUCACCAGCACCACGAGCUGAGCGAUGCUGAUAUCCAGGUCCUGGUACAGGUGACAGAAGGCUUCUCCGGUUCAGAUAUCACAGCCCUCGCCAAAGAUGCGGCUAUGGGCCCCCUGCGCAAUCUGGGUGAGGCCCUCCUACAUACACCCAUGGACCAGAUCCGUGCCAUUAUCUUCCAGGACUUCGAAGCCAGUUUGUAUUCCAUUCGGCCUAGUGUAUCCCACGACGGACUUCGGAAAUAUGAAGAUUGGGCGAGAGAAUUCGGCGAGCGAGGCGGAUAG
Molecule: messenger RNA, 2487 nt
Organism: Penicillium digitatum Pd1
Lineage: Eukaryota; Fungi; Ascomycota; Eurotiomycetes; Eurotiales; Aspergillaceae
Molecular function (GO): ATP hydrolysis activity; ATP binding
Source: RefSeq, a predicted model, not a curated record